CUAUGAGGACAGUGAAAGCACCGUGACCUCACACCCAGGUGUUUCUUCCUCUCUGCUCCAAGAUAAACUUGGCACCGUGCGAUCGAAACGAGACGUCUUUCUGAUACAAACAACGGAGAGUGAAGGGCGAUCGCUGUACCCGGCUCUAGCCUCUGCUCCCCCUCACUAUAUCAGACAGUGCCAUCUUUAGUGAGGACACAUUGUUCCAUUCAACACUUCCUAUGAUGAAACGGAUCCACUGAAGGCAUGUCCAGCCAGGGUGAAGGAUGGUCACACAGAGGAGCAGACGCUGUGUGAUGCUGCUUCUCUCUCUCACCCCAUCAAUAUUCCCCCCUCUGCCCAUCUCCUUCCUCCCUGCUCUCACCCUCUCCGCCUGGCCUGCUCUAUCAUUAUCUGUAACAGCCUCCACCCUUCCUGUUGGCAACACCAGCAUAUCAACCAUUUCUAACGCCCUCCCCACUCCUGCGAUCCCCUCCACCAUCAGCCCGACAUCUAUCCACCUCUUUGACCAAACUUCCCCCAGAAAAAGCAUAAUUUCCUCAGAUGACUUGCUUGCUAAAAAAGCCCCUCUGCACGAAAACCCACAAUGCAAUUCGUCCAAAGCGACUCCUGUGUCUUCUGACAAACUACCUGAUCACGCGGCUGAACAUCCAGCAAGUUCCCCAUCUUCCCCUCUACCUCAAAGUUCUUCUACCCAACAUCUCUCUACUGGUUCAACAUCAUUUCUCUCCGCAUCCUUCUUCACCACUCAAACAUCACCGCCUCCUUUUGCCAAAACUUCACCCAAAAUCCUCACAUCUCCCCCAGAAGCAGCAUCCUCUCGUCGGACCAAACCACUUCUGCCUCCCCCCCUCCUCCACACCACACUCCCGAUGUUCCUGCACCAGCCUUUCAUUGUGAGUUGGAACAUUCCUGAUCGGGUGUGUAAGAGGUACAACAUCUCACUGGACACCUCGCCCUUUAAAGGAGUGGCAACACCUGCUAAGGUCCCAGGUCAGUUCCUGUCUCUGUUCUACACUGACCGGCUGGGUCUUUACCCACAUGUAGACCUGACCAGCAGGAAACAGCUGAACGGUGGCAUCCCACAGAGAGGGGACAUGAGGGCCAGUUUGAACAAGGCCAGAGCCGACAUCAACUACUACAUCACAUCCAAGACCAGCCGAGGCCUGGCUGUGAUCGACUGGGAGGAAUGGCGCCCCCUGUGGGACAGGAACUGGGGCGCUAAGAGAAUCUACCAGACUCUUUCUGUGGCACACCUCCUGCAGACUGAGCACUCCCUCAAUCUGCAGCAGGCCACAGAGAGAGCCAAGACUCAGUUCCAGGCAGACUUGGUCAGCACCCUUGGGGAGAGUGCAGCAGUGGGGGUGUCCGGUGCCGUGCUGUGGGGGGCCAGCGCUGACUACGAUGACCAGACGUCUUGUGCCGCCCUCUCCUCCUACCUCACUUCCACCCUCAACCCUUACAUCACCAAUGUCACCGUAGCCGCCCAGCUCUGCAGCAACUUCCUGUGCCGAGGGAAUGGCCGCUGUCUCCGAAAGAACUACAACUCAAAUCACUACCUCCAUCUAAACCCCGAGAAUUUCAGGAUCUUGCAUGUUCAGAAGCGCUUCCUUGUCCUUGGGAGACCUUCCCUCUCAGACUUAAAGGCUUUCAGCAGGGGGUUUAGCUGCCAGUGCUACACAGGACUGAGCUGUUCUCCCAGGACUAACAGAGAGCUAGCCAAGGCUCUGAAAUUUAGUGUGAAGCAAGGACUGUACCAGAAAUUUCACACUCUGAAUAAAGCUAUGUUGGAGGACACAAAACAAGCCGGUUUUACCAAGUACAAUGUUCAAACGAAUCUCAAAGUUUAGCUUGUUGUUGUACCUGAUGUUCUUUCACACUUCUUUAACCAAACAUUCAGACCUGGAAAUGACCUGGUUUUCUCAUAAUCCAGUGCUGGUCACAUCAUCAGUUAUUUUUAUGGUACUGACCUCAUCUUGCCCUCAUAUUAUGACCACUGACAUAAUGUUACAUGUGCCAUAGUCUUGCCAAAGAGCACAGUAUUGCCAAAUCUCCAACCUACAAACAAAAACUAUGCAGCAUAAAGUGAGAAGCUGCAACAAUAGUAUUCAGCUCUGCUUGGUAUUUGCAUUUGAUUUGACUGUAUAUGUAAAUAAUUACAAAGUUGUUGGUUCUGCGAUGAGCUUGAAGGUCAGAGAGUGUGAUGACUGAGAGAAUGAAAAGUUAUUGGGGGUUCAUUGGGAUACAUUCAUGGUAAAGGUGUUGCUGUUGUUAGCAUAAAAAGAUGAUUUAGCUCACUCCUUGCACAGGUGUUUUCACUUAUAUUACCUUAUUAAAGCAGGGUUAGGGGUUAGGGUUAAUAAAGAACAGGUGUAACUUAUCAAGAAAAUGUGCAGCUUUCCAGACCAAACUUCAACCUGUGAGGUCUAGUCAGAAAAGUGAUGUUUUCAAGGCCUUUAAAGUCACAUUAAUAGAUUUUUAGGCCUUUUUAUAAGAACUCAACAAGAAGCUAGUUAAACCUUUAGCAUCCUGGCAGGCUGUUUUGGCUGUUGUUGUUAGCAAGCAGCUACCUACU
Notothenia coriiceps (black rockcod) is the source of this 2575-nucleotide messenger RNA. Its product is annotated as hyaluronidase PH-20. The transcript is spliced from 6 exons. Gene Ontology annotation, molecular function: hyalurononglucosaminidase activity. The record is from RefSeq and is a predicted model, not a curated record. Lineage: Eukaryota; Metazoa; Chordata; Actinopteri; Perciformes; Nototheniidae. Bases 267 to 1850 code for a protein of 527 amino acids. Gene Ontology annotation, cellular component: acrosomal vesicle. Gene Ontology annotation, biological process: hyaluronan catabolic process; carbohydrate metabolic process.